UAUGUACAUUUGGUUUAGGAUUUGUACACAUUUUUAGAUUUAGAUCCCAAUUCUUUUAAAGAAUUGUAACCUCCCAGCCUGAUUAAAGAAGUAACACUCGUAUUCUCUCUUCAUAGUAGCUGAGAUUAGCUAGAUUGAAAUACUAAUUGGUGAAAUCUUGUAAAUAUUUUAAAGUAUAGGCUCAAUUAUGCAAAAUAUCCACUAGGCGAAUACCAAUAAAUAAAAAAUAAAAGAGGACUCCCAAAGCGCCGUUUGCAUUUUCGAAUUUGAAUCAUUCCUCUGAAAAUAUCGAAUCAUCUCCCAAAUGUCAGACGAGAAGGUAAUCAUCGAUCUCUGCAGCUCCGACGAGGAAGAAGACAAUUUCGCUGAUCAGAAUCGUUUCGAGGAAGAUCUUGACCUAACGGAAGAUGCAGAUACGAGUUCAAGUGAGGAAGAUAGCGAUUGGAGCCACGAUGAUGCUACCGACUCAGAUGUGGAGUACGACAUAGAUAACGAGACCGGCCAAAAAGGCCAUGCUGCUGCUGCUGCUGAUAAUGAUGAUGACAAAGUCACCCGCCUACUCACAGCUGGGAGCGAUUUGAUGAAAUCUCUAAAUGUAACUGAAUGCAAAGCGUACCUGAGAAAGCAUGGUCUCAGAUUAUCUGGCACAAAACCAGUUUUUGUUGAGAGGAUUCUUGAGCAUUGGAGGAUUAAAGAUGGGAGUGGAGAAUCACUUUAUCCAAUAUCUUCUUUUCCUAUCAACUGUAAAGGUGAUGUCUGCAAAGGAGACACUGUUUUGUUCACACAGAAGGUGAAAGGGAGUGGGAAGAUUAUGGGGAGGAGAACUGUCGCUGGCCAGGUUGUUAAAGAAAGCUACGGUACUGCUAAACAGCAACACACUUUCACUAUUGAAGUGCUUUGGUGCGAGGGGAUGCAGAAAUUGCCUCCCUUGUACCCUUUACUAGUGAAAGGACGGAAUCUUUAUAGGUUAAUGACCAUGAGGCAGCGUUGGGCUAAUGAAGACGACAGAGUUAAAGUUCUUUCUGAAAAGCAUAGCCGUGGUGCUGCAGCAAGAAAAGUUAUGAGAGAAAGGAAAAUAAAGUUAGGCUAUGUAAUGAAAGAUGGAAGACUUCAAAAGCCUGGUCAUGUGAAGAAGCCUUGUCAAGUAAAGACAAGAAAAAAUGAGAAUCAAACUCAGAGGUCUAGUCACUCACUUGUUGCUUCACAAGGGGGUCAUAAGAAUCCAACCCAGUUGAGGAAUAUGAAUCCCCCUUUCCACUCCCAUACAUAUGCUCCUCGACCCCACGGUCCUCCACCACGUGCUCCUCUUACAUAUGCUCCUCGUCCAUACGCUCCUUUUAGUGUCCCUCAGUCACAUCUUCCUCGGCCAUAUGCUCCUUUCAAUGCCCCCCACUCACAUCUUCCUCGUCCACAACAAAACCAAUCAAUCCAAAGACCACCACCGGCUUUCUUCAACGGAAGACCUACUUCUAAUCCUUUGCAGGGACAAGCAUCUUUCAACCCACAUGCUAUGCCUGUUACGCACCGGAGGAGGCCAUACCAGAACCAUGCAAGCUCGAACAAUGGCUACAGCUACGGGGUGAGGGACUUGGAUCACUUCUCGGAUAUGACGAUAAGCCACAGAAGACAAGGAAACUUAUACAGGCAGAGUGAGGCGCCUCACAGACCAUACAACAGCCAUCAUACCUACCAUUCAAACCUUAACAACCAUGGAGAAAGUCACAUGAUAAGAGAAGGAGACACACACAAGCAGAGUAGGGACACUUACAGACCAAAUCAUCGGUGGUAACACUCAUUGGUACUGUUCUUGUUUGCAAGUAAACUUGAAUUGAAUUUGCACCUUCCUUUUUUUUUUAAUUAAAUCUGGUUUCAAGGCCAUAAGGAACAGUCACUUCUUGGGUCUUCUCUGUAAUCCUGAAAGUUCCAUCGGAUCAUAAUUCUCUUGAUUGAUCGAUCAUGCCUUUCUCAAGCUUUUUUUUUUAAUAACUUCCAUUAAGUUAGCAUUUCAUAUGUAUGGUGCAUUUCAAGAAUAUUACUUUUACUAUGAGUUUUGCUCACUUUUUCU
This is a messenger RNA of Brassica napus (rape), 2065 nucleotides long. Its product is annotated as zinc finger CCCH domain-containing protein 62. The record is from RefSeq and is a predicted model, not a curated record. The coding region runs from base 305 to 1789 and encodes 494 amino acids. The transcript has 8 exons. Lineage: Eukaryota; Viridiplantae; Streptophyta; Magnoliopsida; Brassicales; Brassicaceae.